Messenger RNA from Protopterus annectens (West African lungfish), 2951 nucleotides. It is a transcript of the gene GAL3ST3, whose product is annotated as galactose-3-O-sulfotransferase 3. The transcript has 5 exons. Gene Ontology annotation, cellular component: membrane. Bases 1103 to 2497 code for a protein of 464 amino acids. Gene Ontology annotation, molecular function: galactosylceramide sulfotransferase activity. The record is from RefSeq and is a predicted model, not a curated record. NCBI's taxonomy places the organism in Eukaryota, Metazoa, Chordata, Ceratodontiformes, Protopteridae. Gene Ontology annotation, biological process: glycolipid biosynthetic process.
UUGGAAAUAUUGUAAUAUGACAUUUAUUUAUUGUCCCCUUAUGCAUAGCCAGAUAGCAAAUAUGCCAGAAGCCGGUGGAUAAACAAAGGACCCUGCACAGACUAACCCACCUUCUGCAUUCCCAGCCACUGCAUCCCCUCCCCCUCCUUAGACCUGUACCUUACUAUCUGAAGAAAGCCUUGUGCUGUCCUUUGCAGGAAUUCAGCCUGAAGCUGUAGCAGUUGCAGGUUGGUUGCCACAUUCACAUACAGUAUUACGCAAAAUGCAUCAAUAUGGCGUCAGGUAGCGGACUAGUUACAAUAUGAAGAAGCGGUAGCUGAAGUGGGUCAACUGAGCAAUCUUGUUAUAACCAUUAGAAGAAAAAAAGGAGAAUACAGACAACAGCUACUUAUUUGUCAGGGAAGGUCUCCAAGAAAGGUGUCCUAGGCCUCGAUCAAAAUUGCACAAUAGUACAGUGUGUGCACCUGUCACAGCAAACUGGUAUUACAGCAGCAAUAAAUAAACAAGCAGAAUAAGAAAGAGCAAAACCUGUGGACGUGAUUGUAUUAACUGCCGUCUCAUUUUCAUCGGGAUUCAUGGUGGACAGCUAAUGUUGGGAACAUCAUCUCAUGACACAAAACUUCAGCUUCCAGAGACAAAAUAAACUCGAUUACAUCACACGUUCAGUCAUUUUCUGAUAGCUACUUCAUUCAUCACGAUCAGGUAUGCUAGGGAGCUGGAGCUGAAGCUUUCAUGCAACAAGAAUAAGGCAGAGAAAAACAUUUUCAAUAGUAUGUCAGUCCAUCAGUGGACACAAGACCAUCAGUCACACACAUACUGCAUGUAUACCAACUGGCAGUUGUGGGGAUUGCCGUUUCAUCUGUUGGCAUGUCAUAGGGUUAUGGGAAACCAUCUCAAGGUAACCCAGCAAAAUUCCAUUUGGACUCCACAGAAAAGAAACCUUAUCUAGAAACCAGACCAAGCAACCACGUUCUGAGGUAGUUUUGCUAAUUGCUACACAACUAUGUCACCCAUACUGUCUUAGUGAGCUGACACAGAUGCUACACUUCACUUACUAAGUAAAAUGAUUGCUCAGAUAAUUUCUGCAUUAAUCUUGCACUGAAUGAAACUAAAAGGACAAACAAGGAUAUUAAAAGGAAUCCAAAGCUUAUCUGAACAGUCCUUUGUUGGUUUGAGAUUGAUUAUGCAGUUGCCUGGUGUUCUAAAAAUGGCAAUGUCUCGGAAGAAGAUGUUACUUUUCUUUAUGGCUAUAACAACCCUUAGUUUUCUUCUGCACCAAAGUGGACAUCUCACUUGGUACACCAAACCAUUUCACUUUGGCUGUUUUCAUCAAAGAGCUACCAAAGAAAAGCGUACUGAGAUUGUCUUUUUAAAGACACACAAGACUGCUAGCUCUACUGUACAGAAUAUCCUUUUUCGAUUUGCUGAAAAGAAUAAUAUUACAGUGGCUCUACCAAUACAUGGCUGUGAUCACCAAUUUUGUUACCCUGGAAAUUUCUCAAAAAAAUUUGUUCAUCCUUACACCAUCCCACCACACAUCAUCACUAACCACAUGCGCUUCAACUUUGCAGAACUGCAGCAACUGAUGCCAAACAAUUCAGUCUAUGUUACUAUCCUACGGGAACCCGUAGCCAUGUUUGAGUCCUUAUUUAGUUACUAUAACCAACACUGUCAGUCUUUCAAGAGGGUUCCCAAUAACUCUAUGGAAAUAUUUCUUAGCAAUCCACUAAAGUAUUACAAAGCAGAUGAACGAUACUCAAUGUAUGCUCAUAACACCCUUGUCUUUGAUUUAGGUGGAGACAAGGACCACAGUCCUUUGGAUGAAGAGUACAUUAACAGCUUCAUUAAACAGAUUGAAAGCAUAUUUUCCUUAGUUAUGAUAGCAGAAUAUUUUGAUGAAUCACUGAUUUUACUUAAAGACUUGCUGUCUUGGGAUCUCGAUGAUAUCUUGUAUGUGAAGCUCAAUAUGCGCAGUAAGGAAUCCAAGCACAACAUCUCAUCAGAUAUUCCACAAAAGGUACAGAAGUGGAAUGCAUUUGAUGCAAAGCUGUAUGAAUAUUUUAAUAAUACAUUUUGGAAAAAGGUGCAGAGUUUUGGACCGGACUGUAUGGAGAAAGAAGUGCAGCUUCUGAAUCAGUCUGUGCAAAAACUGAUGCAGGAUUGCUUUGGUGGAUGGCCACAGCUUCGUUCAUCUGCCCAGAUUAAAAAUAAAGAACUUCGUCCAUGGCAACCAAGUUCAGAGGUCAGUAUUAUAGGUUAUGACCUCCCAGUAAAUAGUAACUCGGUUGCCACAAACUACUGCCUGAAGCUUGUCAUGCCAGAAGUGCAGUAUUCAAGAUACUUAUUAAGAAAAGCAACCAUAAAGAUCCGGAAAAAAAUUCCAUAUCAUCAAAUGCGAAAGCCAAUAGUUAGCUUACAGAAACAGAAAUCUGCUGCACGUGUUAACCAUCUAGUCAGAAAUAGCCCGGUUAAAUAUCGGACAAAGAAAAACAAAUGAGACUUUUCAGUCUUCCAUAAGACUGUCAUCUGUUUCUAUAAUACAUUUGCUUUCUAAACUGAAAUUAAGAUCUUACACUAAAGAAGAUUUGACUUGAACAGGCUAGUAUGUACUUAACUGCAAGAUAUUUCUACUAUAUAAUAUUUCUGGUACAUUAGAAACUGUCAGAUCAUUGGAAAUUAUUUUUCUAAAUAGGAUUACAAUGUUAAUCUUUUACUCAUUUGCUAUUUUAGCUGUAAGGUAGAAAAUUACAACAAAGUGCACAUUUGAAACCUUUUCAAAUAGCUUUCAGUUAGACUUCUAUGUCUGACAAUUCAAUUUGAAUUUAUUCAGGAUUUCAAAUAAAUAUAACAGAGUUGGCAAAGUAGUUAUCUUGGAAUCCAUGAAGUUGUGGAGAGUGAUCAAAGUAAGUAUAUCUAUAUUACUAUGUGAGAAUAAAGCAUUAUAAAAUCCA